CAGUGGUAUAAGUAUCGAGCUUUAUAACAUGUUAUCAAGUUCGUGUUUUUAAAUGAUUGUUUAGUAGCAAUUAAUGAUACAGAUAUAUUUCCACUGAAAUACCACACACGAAAGCUCAUCGUGCAUUCUCUGAAUUGGACGUAUCUGUGUGAUGACGGACUUAUGCUUGUGAUUUUGAAUACAAACUGAGUGACAUAAGAGAAAGUGAAAAAGAAACUUCUUAAGAAUUCUCCAUGAUUUUUCAAGGAAGUACCACGGAUAAUCUACCCAUGGCCUACAAUCCGUUUUUCCUGCACCGACCCUCGGACUAUGGGUCACUCCUGGCCCAACAACAAUAUCUCUCCAACAUAGCCCUGCAGUCCCCGGGAUAUGCAGCCUCCCUCCUCCCAAAGCUGGGCCGCAAUCCCCUGGGUGCAGAUAUGCUGCACUCUCUGGGGUCUCGCCAUCUCAGAGGUAUGGAACCCCCAGAGACUGAAGUCCAUGACGACCCAAAAGUGGAGUUAGAAGGCAAAGACCUGUGGGACCAGUUCCACAAAAUCGGCACCGAAAUGGUCAUCACCAAAUCUGGAAGACGCAUGUUUCCCCCAUUCAAAGUCCGAGUUUCCGGAUUGGACAAAAGAGCAAAAUAUAUUCUGUUGAUGGACAUCGUCCCCGUUGAUGACUGUAGAUACAAAUUUCACAACAGCCGCUGGGUGGUGGCAGGAAAAGCCGACCCAGAAAUGCCCAAAAGAAUGUAUAUCCACCCCGACUCCCCAAGCACGGGGGAACAAUGGAUGCAGAAAGUGGUCUCCUUCCAUAAGCUGAAACUGACCAAUAACAUUUCGGACAAGCACGGCUUUACGAUCCUGAAUUCCAUGCACAAGUACCAGCCUCGUUUUCACUUAGUCCGGGCCAACGAUAUUCUGAAGCUUCCCUACUCUACGUUCCAGACUUUUGUCUUUAAAGAGACAGAUUUCUUUGCAGUCACAGCGUAUCAAAACGAAAAGAUCACACAGCUGAAAAUUGACCAUAACCCUUUCGCCAAAGGUUUCAGGGAUACUGGCGCAGGCAAAAGAGAAAAGAAAAGGGUGAUCACACAAAAUGGCCAGUCAGUGUUGGUAUCUCCAGACAAAUCCCGCUCAGAUGACGCCCAGAGUGACGACGAAGACAACGAAGAGAUCUGUGUCGAUGAGACAGACGACAUGCAUACCGAUGUGUCGUCUGCUAACCAGCUCAAAAACCUAAAUAAAACUGAACAAGAACUUAUUAGUGCUGCAAUUCCAAGUUCACCCAAGAGACCUGAAUCCCCGGUCAAAUUAUUCGACAGCGAGAAACCAGCAUCCCCCACAGAAACUGAAAAAGUUUGCAAAAGGGAGGAAUCACCGUCACCGACCCGGGGGGACGAGUUUAACCGGUCCGACGUCAGCAAUUCUACAUUCAAGAGUCUGAGUGACCACGAAGGAGAGAGUAGUGACGAAAGUAUCCGUGAUGAUCGCCGGAAAUCACCAGACUUAUCCUCUAGUGCUUCCCCCAUUGACAGCAUCUGCAAAGAACCAACGAAACCACCCAAUGUUACGGUGGUUCAACCCUCCGCCACACACGCAAUGUUUCCAUUCAUGUACCCAUCCAACGGGCUUUUUUCUUCACCGUCUUCGAUGCCUUUCCCUCUUGGGCACAUGUUCGGAAGCUCUCCCUUUUCUUCGCAGCUUCCAUUUUUCAGCACUGGACAAAGUGACAUUAGCAGUUUACCACCCGCACACCCGUUGUCGCUCUCAUUGAGUUCCCUCUCCCCACAUAACCAGACUCUUUUACAACCGGCAUACUCUACCGGAAGUUCAUUCACAGGAAGCAGCUCUUUCUCUCCUCCUCACGCACAAGGGACCCAAAUCGGACCAAUGUUCACAUCUCGCACCAGUCCAAGAUUUACACCUUAUUCCCUACCAUCCACAAAAACAACAAUGUCCAGUUCAAACUCCCCAAACACUUCCGGUUUGGGACUUGGUUGUACCCCUGACCUGAUUUCACCACGUACGCAUGGAUAUGGUCAUCAUUCACCCCAAAAUCGUAGUCCCGUGUCUCUAAACAUUCCCUCAUCUUUUGACACUCAAAGUAGAAGUAGUGAACUGCAAAGUAUGGAACGGAUGUUGACCGGACUCGAUCGCAGCAAAAUGAUGCCGCACAGCCAUUUAGAAAAAUAAAAGCCUUACACUAUAAUCUCUACAUUGAAAAAACAACGGGUGAUAUAACAUAACUAAGAUUUUUUAUUUGUCGUAUAAUGAUUUGUUUUGAUAUACAUUGAAAUGAUAAUUGUCAUGUUUUGUGUUGCUUUCUAGUCAAUAGUCUUUGAUAGAGGUCUUUAAAAAAUUAUGAUUGAAACAUGAUAGAUUGAAAAUAGUUCAUACGAGCAUUGUAUAUUUGUAUAGAUUGAAGUAUGAAUAUUUUUUUUCGGAAUUGUAUAUCGAAUUGUUACUAUAAGUAUACAUGUAUAUUGUUAUUGAUUUAUUUUUCUCUGUUACCAUUGUGUAUGUAAAUCGUUACUAUAUUUCAUUACGUUCUCUUCUCACUUGGCGUAACAAUAUUGCCGAGUUGUAACAGGGCUCUUUAAUAUUCAUACGGGCAUAGUGCAAUAAAUUCGUUCCUUUGAAUAUGAAAAUAAAAGUACUGAAAACAUA
Molecule: messenger RNA, 2651 nt
Organism: Magallana angulata
Lineage: Eukaryota; Metazoa; Mollusca; Bivalvia; Ostreida; Ostreidae
Product: T-box transcription factor TBX2b-like
Exons: 6
Coding region: 234-2177 (647 amino acids)
Biological process (GO): positive regulation of DNA-templated transcription; regulation of transcription by RNA polymerase II; cell fate specification
Cellular component (GO): nucleus
Molecular function (GO): RNA polymerase II cis-regulatory region sequence-specific DNA binding; DNA-binding transcription factor activity, RNA polymerase II-specific
Source: RefSeq, a predicted model, not a curated record